UGCUGUUUCUCCCAUUGUUCCACGGAAGCUUCAGGCUCUAUAAAUACCGUUGCGGACUGUGUUUGGCAUCUCAGUUGUCCAGUCUCUGUCAAAAUGCUUUCCUCAGUCUGCUUCCUUCUCACUUUGGCGCUGGCUUACACCAAUGCUGGCGAAGAACAAAUCGUUGCUGGCAAACCAGCCAAGGCUUGUCAGUUCCCAUCAAUUGUCCAUCUGCUCUUUGAUACCAAUGAUGGCUCUUUUGCCUGUGGUGGCACACUUUUGAGCAACAGACAUAUCCUAACUGCUUCACAUUGCUUUGCCAAAGGAACACACACAAUUAGAGCUCGAAUUGGAGAUAUUGAUGUAGAGCACCCUUCAGUUUUGACCAUCAAUGCUGAAUCAUGGGCUAUGCAUCCUCGCUUCACCGAUACCCCCAUGCGUAACGAUGUCGCUAUAAUCCGUCUGGAAAGUCCUGUCACCUUCUCUAACUGUAUAAAAUCAUCACCUUUACCACCCUCUAAUAAGGUUUAUGAUGGUAAGAAGUGCAUUGCUGCCGGAUGGGGCGCUCUUGGAGAAGGAAAACAUGGACCAGCCACUCUUCAUCAUGUUGCUAUGCCUGUCAUCAAUCAUGAGCAGUGUAAAAAGACGAUGUCCUAUGCUGAUCUGCAAAAACAACAUCUCUGUGCAGGAGAUUUCAAAGAUGGUGGACCAAGUACUUGUAUGGGAGAUUCUGGUGGCCCAUUGUACUGUCCUGAUCGUGGUACCAUGGUGGUUGCUGGUAUUACAUCCUUUGGGUACGGAUGUGAGUUUCAUGCUGCUAUCUUCACUGAUGUUUCAUACUACCGUCAAUGGAUCUUAGAUACCAUGGAAAUGCUUGAUUAAACAGAUUUGCUCUUUAAA
Messenger RNA from Octopus sinensis (East Asian common octopus), 879 nucleotides. RefSeq names its product vitamin K-dependent protein C. The transcript is spliced from 6 exons. Gene Ontology annotation, biological process: proteolysis. Gene Ontology annotation, molecular function: serine-type endopeptidase activity. Lineage: Eukaryota; Metazoa; Mollusca; Cephalopoda; Octopoda; Octopodidae. Bases 94 to 861 code for a protein of 255 amino acids. The record is from RefSeq and is a predicted model, not a curated record.